CAGGGUCCGAUUUCACGUCGCCGACGCCGACGUGACCGACGACAGCGAUGCUAGAUACUCUGGUCUCGUUCAUGUUCGUGGGAGCUCUCUGGGGAUGCACAAACCCGUUGCUCAAACAAGGUAGCGGCAGUGCAGCGUAUCAGCGAACUAGCGACUCGUUUGGACAGUACGUGUAUGAGUUUUACUGCACGCUGACCAACUGGAAGUUUAUCAUUCCAUUCGCGCUCAAUCAAAGUGGUUCCAUUGCGUUCGUGUACUUCCUCGGGUCGUCUGACAUAUCCAUGGCCGUCCCCAUCUGCAAUUCAUGUAUUCAUGCUUGUCCCUACUCAUGCAUCGUUGGCGAGGCGUCACAAUGGUUGUAGUCACAUUCGUCUUUACGGCCAUCACAAGUCGCCUUCUGGGGGAGCGACCGAAACAUCCCUAUUACACGUACAUUGGCAUGUCCUUCGUGCUCCUCGGUGUCGCCAUUUGCUUCCACAGCAAGCUUCCUGUGGCUAGGACGACCGAUGAUGUGUGAUCGAUCGCUUCAUCAUUGCAGCCAUGCCGUUUGCAAUUGACACGAGCAUUCCGGAUAAUCGUCCGGAUAAUUCAAAUUCAUUCAUGAUGUUGGUGAACCAA
Messenger RNA from Aphanomyces astaci, 618 nucleotides. RefSeq lists its product as hypothetical. The coding region runs from base 48 to 362 and encodes 104 amino acids. The record is from RefSeq and is a predicted model, not a curated record. NCBI's taxonomy places the organism in Eukaryota, Oomycota, Saprolegniomycetes, Saprolegniales, Verrucalvaceae. The transcript has 6 exons.